Helianthus annuus (common sunflower) is the source of this 2143-nucleotide messenger RNA. RefSeq names its product probable ADP-ribosylation factor GTPase-activating protein AGD14. NCBI's taxonomy places the organism in Eukaryota, Viridiplantae, Streptophyta, Magnoliopsida, Asterales, Asteraceae. The transcript is spliced from 14 exons. Bases 153 to 1928 code for a protein of 591 amino acids. The record is from RefSeq and is a predicted model, not a curated record. Gene Ontology annotation, molecular function: GTPase activator activity.
CGCAUUUUGGACUCUUCCAAAUCCCAUGUGUCUGCGCACACCCUAUCUUUCUCUCUCUCUCUUCGUCUUCUUCUACCUCUACAACUGAUUUUUUCUCAAUUUUCCCUCGAAAUCUUACGAUCAGAAGUUAGGGCUUGGAUUGGAGUUAGGAAAUGAUGAGCCGGUUCAAAGAGGAAGAGAGAAACGAGAAAGCCGUAAGGAAUCUGCUUAAACUUCCAGAGAAUAGGAGGUGUAUUAACUGCAACAGUUUGGGACCACAGUAUGUAUGCACUAACUUCUGGACAUUCGUUUGCACUACUUGCAGUGGAAUCCAUCGAGAGUUCACUCACAGGGUAAAGUCAGUGUCAAUGGCUAAAUUCACUUCACAGGAAGUUAGUGCCCUUCAAGGAGGCGGAAAUGCGAGUGCGAAGGAAAUUUAUUUCAAAAAUUGGGAUCCUCAACGGCAAUCUUUCCCAGACAGUAGUAAUGUUGAGAGGCUUCGGGACUUCAUUAAACAUGUGUAUGUGGAUAGAAGAUAUUCUGGUGAGAGGAGCUUUGACAAGCCUCCAAGAGUGAAGACGGGGGAAGCAGAAGGUUCUAGAAGUCCGCCAUUUAGGGACGGAAGGAACUCUGAAGAUGGGAAAUUGUCUAAUGGAGGUUUUAAGGUUGACAAGAAAUCUCCUGAUCACCAAAGAGAUCCAGAUAUAUCUAGCCCCCCUGUAAUAAGACCUGUUAGGGAUAUACUGGGAGAUAAAGCAUCUCCUGUUCGAAUUGAGGCUCCAAAAUCCAAUGGUUCAUUGCGUACACAGAGAACUGUAUCUUCCAGUAGCUUGGGAUCUUCUAACGAAAUUACAUCCGAACAUAAAACUGAAAGUUCCUUGAUAGAUUUUGAUGCUGUUCCCGAACCUUCUUCAACUGCCCAAGCGCCGCCACAAGUACAACAAGCGGCUCCAUCUGUCAGUCAGCCAACAACAUCAUCAAAUAACAAUUGGGCUAAUUUUGAUUCGUUUCAAGAAGCGAAACCAGUUCAUACUCCUUCAACUACCAACUUGCUAGAUGCACUUUCUGAACUAUCGGUUCCAGCAUUCAGUGCUAAUCCGCCAGCUGGACCAUCUGGCUACACACAGUUGCCGGUUUCCACACCAACAAGUUAUCCGACAAUUGCUCCUGGUCCCAAUGCCUUUGGUCAGGGGCAGCAUGUGCAUCCUCAGCAGAAUCAGGCCUUUGCCCUGUCAUUUAAUCAGGCUGUUGGUGGAUCUCACAACAACCAGCAAUGGAAUCCUUCACUAAGUGGGAAUAGUAAUACUCAAGUGCUUUCAAGUUCUCAAGGUGUGCAGACUCAAGUUACACAUGGGGUUGAUGUUAAACCGACAGCUAAAAAAGAAUUACCAGCGGAUUUAUUUUCUUCCAGUUUUUCGUCUUUUGCUGCUCCGGGUCCUGGCUGGUUUCCUGCUCCACAAUAUGGCAUGGGAUUCAACAUGCAAUAUAAUGUUCCGAUGCCCAUGCCACCGGUUUACCAGCAGCCAUCAAAACCUUCAAAUCCGUUUGAUGUCAACGACUCAUCUCCAGUUCAAGCUACAACAUUUCCGUCUAUGGUACCUUUGCAAGGGGCUCUACCAAACAUGGUACCACAAGCAAGCAUCAUCCACCGUACGACGAGCCUCGGUACUCUAUCACCAUCAUGGAUGCCAACCCAAUCAUCUAACCCGUUACCGUCAACAUCAACCUUACAUCGUACUACAAGCCUUGGUGCUCCUCCAUCGCCAUGGAUGCCCACCCAAUCAUCUCAUCCGUUAUCGUAUGGAUCCCCAAUGCCUUCUGGUCCAUUUAUGGGACAAGUGGGUCCCAACAUGCCACCUUCAUACAGGCCACAAGCAGCAGGUAGUUUUGGAUCCUUUAAUUUAAGUCAACAACAAAGUGGUUCAGGUGGAGGAAACCCGUUUGGUUGAAUCAGGUCAAAUCCGUUUCGACCUUUGUAGAUUAAGUUGAUAGAAAUUGUGUUUAUUGUGGGUGGGUGAGAGUGAAUUUUUGGUGUUGCCUCACAUGUUUGAUGGUAGAAAGUGAGAAGUUCAAGACUUGUCUGUAUGGGUGCAUGCUAUAUUCCCCUUGCAACUUGUAUCAUAUUUAAAUUUGAUAUAUAUAAAUGUAAAGAGAGUUGUAUAUA